AUGAAAGCCGCCAAACCCACCCUUUCACUUGCAGUGUUUAUCUUGGGCGUCACAGCCUAUGAGGUGCAUCUCAGCAAUGGGAUAUUUCCAUAUGAAGUGUGCUCUGGCAUGUGGGGAAGUCAGGAUACUUUCAUCAACAUCACAUUUGACCCUCACAAGAGCUCCGGGCAACUUGAGCUACUGAUAUUUGAGGCGUCAGAUUACCGAUACAUUGGUAGAUCGCGGUACGGUAGCGAGCGUAAUAAACUGACCUAUUGCGGGGAAUGGAACUUCGAGCGGGGCGAAUGUACCGAAGAGGAACGAGGUCAUUCCAUCUUCAAUCUCGAAGAUGGUGUGGCGCUCUCAGACACGAGCAUCUGGACCGCGCGCCUCGCAUUCCCUCUAUCACGACCAGGACACGAUGUCGAUUCUCCGCAACGACUCGAACUUGCCGACUACAGCGCGCCUCGGGAUCAGAUACAAGGCCAUCAAUCUUCGCCACCAAUCCCUUCGAUAGAAUACCGCGACCCUAUCCACUACUCGGUACGCGAGGAUGGGUACUAUUGCGUCUUCAGGAAUCCCAUCCACAUCCCAUCUCCCGGUACUUGGCCGAUGCACGAUGGCACUGUCCUUUUCCAUAAUACGUUCAUCAGUCAGCUACCGGCGGCCGACUAUUCCAAGCUCGUGUUCUAUGCCGUGAUGUUCUCUUUGGCUUCGCUCGUGACACUUGCAUGGGGUUUGCUAUAUUAUGAGAAUCGUGACUGCAUUCUCCCCGUCCAAAGGAUCUUGAGCGGCCUGAUAGGCGUGGUCGAGUUUGAUAUGCUGAUGGCGCUCGUACAUCUCACCUUCACGAAUGACCUCGGACAGAGCACGGCCUCGGCGACCCUGCACUUUGUGACAGAGAUUGUCCAUGCCAUCCGCAAUACGCUCACACUGCUCACGAUGCUUUUGCUUUGUCGUGGCGAAGCAGUCCUGCGCGAUGAUGAGGCGCCGGAACCUUUUACUGCAAAGAUGAAGUGGCUGUUCUCUUUGCAUCUCCCUUCAGGAGUGUUCGUCGCAUCUGGGAAGGUUCUCGACUUAGAGUACCCGAAACGAGCUACACAGAUGUUCGAACUCACAACAGCGGAACAAAUCAAGUGUUCCCUCGUGAUGCUCGUACCAAUCACAAUCAGCAUCCUGUGCGGAAUCUUGGUAUCAUGGAUCCAUACUAUGAGCGUCCUCUCUUCGCGAGGGCAACAUACCAUCCGGCGUAAAUAUAGAUACACCGGUGGCAUCUUUACCCUGGCUUUGGUGGUAUACCUCACCCUGCGCAUAUAUACCAUCUAUGGGUAUGAUAGCCGUGAGGAUAAUGCUUAUCCCGAAGCGGAUGACUGGCAACUGUUGUGGCUCACGGAUGGGCCUGGCGGGUGGCUUGAGCUCCCAUACUUCCCCGCCUGCAUGGCCGUCGCGUUCCUCUGGCGACCUUCCAAGCGGAUAGGUGCGAUGGUUGCGUACGAAGAGAUCUCACAAGCAGAGGGUACGGAUCGUGGGAUACACGCUCCCUCAGCCGAUACAAUGGACGAAGAAGAGGGAAGGGCAAUUGAUUGA
This is a messenger RNA of Peniophora sp. CBMAI 1063, 1566 nucleotides long. The record is from the annotation of a GenBank genome assembly. NCBI's taxonomy places the organism in Eukaryota, Fungi, Basidiomycota, Agaricomycetes, Russulales, Peniophoraceae.